AUGUCGCCGGCCACGGUGCAGACCCGCGAUGAGGUACCGCACACCCGCCAACCGGUUUUCCCAGAUCACAUCGCUGAACAUCCCAGGGCACGCGCACACAAGUCGUCCUCGCCGGCGCAAUCUCAGGCCUAAUCUCGCGCUUUUGCAUCGCUCCUCUAGACGUGAUCAAGAUUCGCCUCCAACUUCACUACCAUUCCCUCUCCGACCCUCUCUCCGCGAUCCGAAAGCCGCACACGCCCACGGGCAUCUUGAUCGUGAUCCGGGAUAUUCUGAGACAUGAGGGAAUCACGGGGUUCUGGAAGGGGAACAUACCCGCCGAAGGACUAUACCUGAGCUAUGGCGCUGUGCAAUUCUUAGCCUACAGGAGCACCUCUCAGGCGCUGGAUAAGAUUGCCGAGGGAGGUUUGCCUAGCACAGCGAAGAGCUUCAUUGCUGGUGCUGUUGCCGGGACCGCAGCAACGACUGCCACAUACCCGUUGGAUCUACUGCGUACUCGCUUUGCUGCGCAAGGAACCGAACGGGUCUAUGACGGCCUCCUGGCUAGUGUCCGAGAAAUCACACGGCUUGAAGGCGCCAGAGGCUUCUUCCGCGGUCUCAACGCUGGCAUUGGACAAAUCGUGCCGUAUAUGGGUCUGUUCUUCGCCUUAUACGAAGGCCUCAAACCACGUCUCGCAGCUGUACAGCUUCCUUUCGGAUCGGGCGAUGCGGUUGCUGGUGUGACUGCGAGCAUUCUCAGCAAGACGGCUGUAUUUCCCUUGGACACGGUGAGGAAACGUCUUCAGGUGCAAGGCCCGACAAGAAGCAAAUACAUUGGAGGGGCGAAGAUUCCAGUGUACGAGAGAGGAGUUCUUAGCACUCUUCAGAUGAUCCUGCGCAAGGAGGGCGCGAUUGGCCUCUAUAGAGGCCUCACCGUUAGCUUGAUCAAAGCUGCACCCUCGAGUGCUGUAACCAUGUGGGCGUAUGAAAGGUCGCUCAGCUUGUUGAAGAAGUGGGAAGAUCGAUAG
This is a messenger RNA of Lecanosticta acicola, 1004 nucleotides long. The record is from the annotation of a GenBank genome assembly. Lineage: Eukaryota; Fungi; Ascomycota; Dothideomycetes; Mycosphaerellales; Mycosphaerellaceae.